CAGGUGUGCAGCUCCUGAGACGAAAUGAAGGUCAUGAAGGUUGAACUGAUCGCUCAUCAUGUCGUCUUUAUCCUGCUGGCUGCCGCUGUGCAAUGCCAGGUCAACCCAGAAAUGUGUCGAUAUCCCCUCGGUAUGACCGGUGGGCAGAUUCAGGACGAGGACAUCUCUGCGUCCAGCCAUUGGUCGGAGUCCACUGCUGCCAGAUUCGGCAGAGUUGAUUUAGAUAACGGAGACGGGGACGGGGCCUGGUGUCCUGACAUCAUGUCAGAGCCGGACGGCCUCACAGAGUACCUCCAGGUGGACCUGCGUUCGCUGCACUUCAUCACGCUGGUGGGCACCCAAGGUCGCCACGCCGACGGCAUGGGUAAUGAGUUCGCCCAGAGAUACAGAAUCAAGUACAGCCGCGACGGCAGCAACUGGGUUGGCUGGCAUGAUAGGAAGGGGAGGCAGGUCAUCGAGGGGAACAGGAAUGCGUACGACGUGGUUCUGAAGGACCUGGAGCCGCCCAUCAUAGCGCGUUACGUCCGCUUCAUGCCUGUGACUGACCACUCCAUGAUAGUGUGCAUGAGAGUGGAGCUUUACGGCUGCCAAUGGCUGGAUGGCCUGAUGUCUUACACCAUUCCAGAGGGACACCAAAUGAUCUACAGAGGCCUGGAUGUCUACUUCAAUGACUCUGUGUAUGACGGAGCAUCAGCUGAAAGACUGACAAAGGGCCUGGGCCAGCUGACAGAUGGCACCUGGGGACUGGAUGAUUUUCUGCACAGCCACAUAUACGGCAUGUGGCCUGGGUAUGACUACUUGGGCUGGAACAACAAGAGCCUCCCCAAAGGUUACGUGGAGAUGAUCUUUGAGUUCGACCGCGUCCGAAACUUCACUUCCAUGAAGGUCCACUGUAAUAACAUGUUCAGCCGAGGGGUGAGGAUGUUCCGUCAAGCCACCUGCUACUUCCGCUCGGGACCGGACUGGGAGCCUGACCCGGUGACCUUCAGGCCCGAGUUGGACCGCAUAAGCCAAGGCGCCCGUUUCAUCACCGUUCCCCUUGGCGACCGCACAGCCAGCGCCAUCAAAUGCCGUUUCCACUUCAGCGACGGGUGGAUGCUGUUGAGUGAGGUGGCCUUCCAGUCAGGCUCUGCCGUGUACAACACAUCUCUGACUCCUCGAAAACAUGGACACCCCACAAACCUAUUGCCAGGAGAGGAUCCGUUUCAUAAAGUGGACGACAGCAACACCAGGAUCCUGAUUGGCUGCCUGGUAGCUAUUAUAGCAAUCUUAUUGGCUAUCAUCGUCAUCAUCCUGUGGAGGCAGGUCUGGCAAAAGAUGCUUGAGAAGGCCUCCCGUCGCCUGCUGGACCAUGAACUCACCGCUCGCCUGGCGGUGCAGACGCAGGCUUUCUCCUCCCUCCACUCCUCUCUGACCAGCGAUAGCGGCUCCACCUCCAACUCCACCUACGAGAGCAUCUUCCCCCUCUGCUCCGACUACCAGGAGCCUUCCCGCCUCAUCCGGAAACUCCCAGAGUUCGCUCAGUCCACGGAAUAUCUCGGACCCAGCAUCUCCCCCAGAGCCCUUGCAUCCAGCGGGUUGGACGGAGCCCCCCACUAUGCGGAGGCGGACAUCAUCAGCCUCCAGGAGUCUGCAGACUGCUACUCCAUCACGGCCGUCAACAUGAAUCUCUUCUCUGGAACCGAUUCCUCCAUGAGAGAGUUCCCCCGACACAAGCUCACCUUCAAGGAGAAACUGGGAGAGGGCCAGUUUGGAGAAGUGCACUUGUGUGAGGCCGAGGGCAUGCAGGACUUUCUGGAUGAGGAUUUGUCCAUAGAGGGAACCAACGAGUCCCCUCUGCUGGUCGCUGUGAAAACACUGCGGGAAGAUGCCAACAAGAAUGCAAGGAACGACUUCCUGAAGGAGAUCCGGAUCAUGUCCCGCCUCAGGGAUGCCAACAUUGUGCGUCUGCUGGCGGUGUGUGUGGACACCGACCCGUUGUGUAUGAUCACAGAGUACAUGGAGAACGGAGACCUGAACCAGUUCCUCUGCAUGCUGCGACUGAAGGAGGCCGCUGGUGGAGACAAGGCAGAGCCGGAGGAAGAGGAGGGGGAGAGUAUGGUCAGCUAACGUAACUCAUCGCCAAUGGCUGUGCAGAUGC
Molecule: messenger RNA, 2140 nt
Organism: Notothenia coriiceps (black rockcod)
Lineage: Eukaryota; Metazoa; Chordata; Actinopteri; Perciformes; Nototheniidae
Product: discoidin domain-containing receptor 2-like
Exons: 14
Coding region: 25-2109 (694 amino acids)
Biological process (GO): protein phosphorylation
Molecular function (GO): ATP binding; protein tyrosine kinase activity
Source: RefSeq, a predicted model, not a curated record